Messenger RNA from Elephantulus edwardii (Cape elephant shrew), 3360 nucleotides. It is a transcript of the gene TTC18, whose product is annotated as tetratricopeptide repeat domain 18. Gene Ontology annotation, cellular component: motile cilium; extracellular exosome. The coding region runs from base 1 to 3360 and encodes 1119 amino acids. Gene Ontology annotation, biological process: cilium movement; cilium assembly. Gene Ontology annotation, molecular function: protein binding. The record is from RefSeq and is a predicted model, not a curated record. NCBI's taxonomy places the organism in Eukaryota, Metazoa, Chordata, Mammalia, Macroscelidea, Macroscelididae. The transcript has 27 exons.
AUGGAGCAAGUGUCAUCAACAGGCAGACCUGUGCUGAUCACUGUAACAGAUGGAUACGACUUGAAAGGUUUUAAAGGAGAUACUCCAGUUACCUUUAUUCAUGCAGAAUUCAAUCAAAUGGUUUUGGGAGACUCGGCCAAAAUUACUGUUUCUUCAGAGGGAACUGCAAAAUACAACUUCACCAGCAGUUUUGAAUUCAAUCCUGAAGGAGGAGCCACUUUAGAUGACAUCGCUCACAAACCUGUGUUAUUAACGAUGACUGAAGUUUUACCAAAGGAAAAGAAGCAGAAAGAUGAGAAGAUCUUAGUUCUUGGUCAAGCUGUGGUGGAUCUGCUUCCUUUACUGGAAGGAGAGAGUUCAUUUGAAGCAAUGAUCCCACUGCAUCCUGUGCCAGGCUCACCCCUAGAAAUUGUUCGUCCAGGUGGUAAGCAAUGCAGUCUUGAAGUGAAAGUAUUUGUGUCAGAGCCAUUACUGACCUCAGCCCAGAUCUUGGGGAGCAAUCUACUGAGAGUCACGCUGGAGGCAGCCUACUCUGUGCCUGAGUCCUUUGUUUUAGCUGGGCCCCAGCAGAACUACAUGGUUGGUCUGCAAAUUCCAUCAACUGGGGAGAAAGAUUCCCCCAUAUUAUUCAAAAAUGGAACUCUGAAGGUUGGAGGUGAAAGAGAGCCUCUUCCCCGGCCCAAGAAGUGGCCUAUUGCUAAUAUUCUGGCCCCAGGAGCUAAUAACAUUCCUGAUGCAUUCAUCGUUGGUGGUCCCUAUGAAGAGGAGGAAGGAGAACUUAACCGCCCUGAGGACAGGGAAUUCAGAAACCAAGCAGAAUGCAUAAAAAAAAGGAUUGUUUGGGAUCUGGAAACUCGAUGCUACCUUGAUCCUUCUGCAGUGGUCAGUUUUCAGAAACGGAUUGCUGAUUGCCGAUUGUGGCCUGUAGAGAUGACGAGAGUUCCUUUGAUUGCUGCAGCCAAAGGAAAAGGUGGCAAGGCAGAUAAGAGUGACGAUGACAGUCCGCUUUCAUACCAUGGUGUGGCUUAUGUUAAUAUGGUACCAUUGCUGUAUCCAGGUGUAAAUAGGAUUCGAGGAGCUUUUCACGUUUACCCUUAUCUAGAUAGUACAGUUUAUGAGAAGACCAAAUGUUUAUUCAGCUUGUUUCGGGAUACUGGUCAUCAUUUGACCCAGAAUAAUAAAACAGGAGGAAUUAUUUCUCCACAAUCCAAGUCUAUUCUUUCUAAGAACCUGAAAGAAGAUAAAACAAUCAAAGAAAAAGAUGUGGUAAGGAAGGGCAAGGACUGGGGGGUGCGGUGGGAAGCACCUAGCAUAAAAUCUAAGAGUUCAGAUACUCCUUUGGAAGCUGAACUAUCUCUCAACCACAAUCCAGAGGGACAGCAAUAUACAGAAGCAGGGACAUAUCUUGUAUUGGAGAUUGAACUGAACAAAGCCUUGGUUCCAAAGCGAAUGCCAGAGGAGCUAGCCAGAAGGGUCAAGGAGAUGGUUCCUCCAAGGCCUCCACUUACCCGUCGCACAGGAGGCGCUCAGAAGGCGGUGACUGACUAUCACAUGCAGAUCAAGAACAUUUCACGAGCCAUUCUGGAUGAGUACCACAGGAUGUUUGGGAAAGAAGUGGCCAGACUGGACAAUGAAAUAGAUAGUGAAACCCUAGAGGAGCAGAAGUGCCAACUCAACUAUGAACUUAAUUCUUCUGGAAAAUACUUUGCUUUUAAAGAACGACUCAAGCAUGCUGUGGUAAAGAUUGUGAGAGAGAAGUACUUGAAGACAUCACCAUUUGAAAGCCAGGAGGAACUGCAGACGUUUAUCAGUGAACUCUAUGUAUUCUUGGUGGAUCAGAUGCAUGUGGCCCUGAACAAGGUCAUGCCAGACAAUACCCAAGGGCCUAUUUCAACCACUUAUACGAACAGUGAACAGCUCCGACUCUUCGCCUAUGAAGCCCAAGUCAAUGAGAAUUUUGAAAUGGCAACAACAUAUUAUGAAGAGAGGUUGGUCCGUGAACCCCAGAAGUUGGAGCACUGGUUGGACUUUGGUGCCUUCUACCUUCUGAUUGAGGACAAUGUCAAAGCACAGGAGUGUUUUCGGAAAGCCCUUUCUCUCAACAAGAGACACAUCUGCAGCCUGCUGCUCUGUGGUGUCCUGGCUGUCCUGAGGGAGAGCUAUGAGGAAGCAGACAUUUUUUUUGAAGAUGCAACUACCUUGGAGCCAACCAACGUUGUGGCCUGGACUUUACUUGGUUUGUACUAUGAAAUUAAAAACAAUGAUAUUCGAAAGGAAAUGGCAUUUCAUGAGGCCUUCAAACAGCUGCAAAAUCGAAUAAUGAAGGAGAACACAGGAACUCUAGAGUUCCUUGAAGAGGGAAGGAAGACAGAACCUAGCUUCGCCCCUUGGGGGCUCACAAAUGCAUCCUCAGCAACAGCAAUCAAGGCAGAAGCACCAGCUGCACCUGGAGGAGAAGCUCCACUAGCCAUUACUGAUCAAUUUCUUGAAGAAACUCCCAAACUGAAGGCUGAGUUAAAAGACCACUUUUCAGAUCCAGUUACUAACCGGAAACCAUCCAGUGCAUCUAAGGAGGUGCCAGAAAAGAAUGAAACAUCAACAUGUCAAAUGUCAUCAACCAUUCUGAAUCCUGUCCAUAAUGUUUCCCAAACUCCCACCACCAUCUUCAUGGAGACCAUACGUUUCUUGAUGAAGGUCAAUGCUGUGCAGUUUGUGCAGAGAGUGCUUGCGCAUGAACUGCUGUGCCCUCAGGGAGGCCCCAGCUGUGAGUACUAUUUGGUUCUGGCCCAAACACACCUUCUCAAGAAGGACUAUGCCAAGGCAGAGGAAUAUCUUCAACACGCAGCUCAGAUGGACUACCUGAACCCUAAUGUCUGGGGCGUGAAAGGUCAUCUCUAUUUUCUGAGUGGAAAUCAUGCUGAGGCCAAAGCGUGCUAUGAACGAACCAUUAGUUUUGUAGCAGAUGCUUCUGAAAUGCACUUCAUCUUUCUGCGUCUGGGCCUUAUCUAUCUGGAAGAGAAAGAGUAUGAAAAAGCCAAGAGGACCUACCUGCAAGUUUGUAAGAGAUCACCUUCAUGCCUUACCUGGUUGGGACUGGGGAUCUCCUGCUAUCGGCUGGAGGAGCUCACGGAGGCUGAAGAAGCGCUCUCAGAAGCCAACGCGUUGAACAACUGUAACGCUGAAGUGUGGGCAUAUCUGGCUCUGGUCUGCCUGAAAGCUGGAAGACAGCUGGAGGCUGAGCAGGCCUACAAGUACACAAUAAAGCUGAAGUUGAAAGAUGAGGCUCUGCUUGCAGAGAUCCACAUGGUACAGGAAAUGGUUGGUUUUGGAAAUCCAUCUUUUUUACAUCAUUACAACUGA